Saccharomyces cerevisiae S288C is the source of this 267-nucleotide messenger RNA. RefSeq names its product 60S ribosomal protein eL37 RPL37B (gene RPL37B). The coding region runs from base 1 to 267 and encodes 88 amino acids. The record is from RefSeq and is marked reviewed. Gene Ontology annotation, molecular function: structural constituent of ribosome. The transcript has 2 exons. Gene Ontology annotation, biological process: cleavage in ITS2 between 5.8S rRNA and LSU-rRNA of tricistronic rRNA transcript (SSU-rRNA, 5.8S rRNA, LSU-rRNA); translation. NCBI's taxonomy places the organism in Eukaryota, Fungi, Ascomycota, Saccharomycetes, Saccharomycetales, Saccharomycetaceae. Gene Ontology annotation, cellular component: ribosomal subunit; preribosome, large subunit precursor; ribosome.
AUGGGUAAGGGUACUCCUUCAUUCGGUAAGCGUCACAACAAAUCUCACACCUUGUGUAACAGAUGUGGUCGUCGUUCUUUCCAUGUUCAAAAGAAGACCUGUUCCUCUUGUGGUUACCCAUCCGCUAAGACUAGAUCUCACAACUGGGCUGCCAAGGCAAAGAGAAGACACACUACUGGUACCGGUAGAAUGAGAUAUUUGAAGCAUGUCUCCAGAAGAUUUAAGAACGGUUUCCAAACCGGUUCUGCUAAGGCUACUUCUGCUUAA